Molecule: messenger RNA, 1668 nt
Organism: Varanus komodoensis (Komodo dragon)
Lineage: Eukaryota; Metazoa; Chordata; Lepidosauria; Squamata; Varanidae
Gene: UBL7
Product: ubiquitin like 7
Exons: 11
Coding region: 115-1257 (380 amino acids)
Biological process (GO): ubiquitin-dependent protein catabolic process
Cellular component (GO): cytosol
Molecular function (GO): polyubiquitin modification-dependent protein binding
Source: RefSeq, a predicted model, not a curated record
GGCUCGGGCAAGCGCUUCCGGCUGGACGAGGCGGUCGGUUGUAAACAUCCAGAUCCCACUUGGAAGUUGGAUUGGGGCCUCACCGGAUCGGGUCCUCCCAGAGCGACGGACACCAUGUCCUUCCUGGAGUGCUACAUUGCAGUGAAGCUAGCUGACCAGCCUCUGGCUCCCAAAUCCAUCCUGCGGCUGCCGGAAACCGAGCUGGGAGAGUGCCCGCUGGGCCGCUGCAGCAUCUCAUACCUGAAACAGCUCAUCACGGGCAAGCUCCAGGAAUCGAUCCCUGACCCGGAACUCAUUGACCUGAUCUACUGUGGUCGCAAGCUGCGAGAUGAUCAGACGCUUGAGUUCUACGGGAUCCAGUCCGGUUCCACUGUCCACGUCCUCCGCAAAUCCUGGCCCGAGCCGGAACAGAAGCCAGAGCCAGUGGAUAAAGCCACGGCGGUCCAGGAGUUCCGGGCCCUGCACAGCACCCUGCACAGCCGGCCCGUCUUCAGGGAUUCGGUCUUCAAGAUGCUGAGCAACAAGGAGUCGCUGGAUCAGAUCGUCGUCGCCACCCCCGGCCUCAGCAACGACCCAAUUGCUUUGGGUGUCUUACAAGAUAAGGACCUUUUCUCCAUCUUUGCUGACCCGACUAUGUUGGACACGCUCAUCCCAACCCAUCCUGCUUUGGUGAAUGCCAUUGUCUUGGUCCUCCACUCGGUGGCAGGAAGCACGCCCUUGCCCACGGGGGAGACCUCCUCGCGAAGCGCCCCUUCCAGCUCCUACCGUGACAUGCCAGGCGGCUUCCUCUUCGAAGGUCUCUCCGAUGAUGAAGACGAUUUCCUUCAGAGCGCGCGGACCACCCCGUCCAGCAGCGCCUCGGGGUCCCGCCCGGCCUCGCUGGGCUACACCGGGGCAGCCGGCCCGCGGCCCAUCACGCAGAGUGAGCUGGCGACGGCCCUGGCCCUGGCAAGCACCCCGGAGAGCAGCUCGCACACUCCCACCCCCGGGACGCAGGGGCACUCCUCGGGCACGUCCCCCCUGUCCUCCAGCGUCCAGUCGGGAACCCCCAUCACCAACGACCUCUUCAGCCAGGCCCUGCAGCAUGCCCUGCAGGCGUCCGGCCAGCCCAGCCUGCAGAACCAGUGGCAGCCGCAGCUGCAGCAGCUGCGGGACAUGGGCAUCCACGACAAUGAGCUGAGCCUCCGGGCGCUGCAGGCCACGGGGGGCGACAUCCAGGCCGCCCUGGAGCUCAUCUUUGCCGGGGGAGCCCCCUGACCCCCUCCGGGAGGGGACCCCUGCGUUGCGGCACCGGUGCUCGGGCCCGUCCUGCCGGCGUGCUGGGCUCCAUCCUCCCCGCCUCCGAGCCCCCGGAGCCGUUCCGGUGGCCGCCCUCGUGCUCCUGAGCAAAGCAGCGGAGAGACGGCGGCGAGAGGCGCUCUGGGCCUUGGGAAGAAAUUCAGGCAGAAAGGCCGCUGCGUCCGGCUGCCGGGCAGGGCCCAGGGCUGCGGGGGGUGGGCAGCACCCCUCCCUGGAGACAGCGGGCUCCUGCCCGGUCUAGGCUGGUUGCAGAGGAACAGCAGCCCCGCGUCAUCGUCCGUGGCGUGUGCCCUCCCGCCGCUCGCCACUCUCGAGGUGCCGCUGGUUUAGUGGACUCGCAAGCCGUCCGAAUAAAGCUGCCCUUCCCUA